This is a messenger RNA of Mastomys coucha (southern multimammate mouse), 2278 nucleotides long. It is a transcript of the gene Slc22a17, whose product is annotated as solute carrier family 22 member 17. Lineage: Eukaryota; Metazoa; Chordata; Mammalia; Rodentia; Muridae. Bases 380 to 1942 code for a protein of 520 amino acids. Gene Ontology annotation, cellular component: membrane. Gene Ontology annotation, molecular function: transmembrane transporter activity. The transcript has 10 exons. Gene Ontology annotation, biological process: transmembrane transport. The record is from RefSeq and is a predicted model, not a curated record.
GGGCCAGACAACAGCUCGUUCUCUCGGCGCGGCCCACAGGGCCCCAGCGAUCGGCAAGCUGGCUCCCCGAGUAGCCACCGGGACCCCCGAGCCCAAUGGCGGGGGCGGCAACAAAAUCGACAGCACCGUGGAGAUCGCCCCCGGCUCCAAUGGACAGGUCGGGAGCCUCGGAGAUGCGGUCCCCCCCGAGCAGCUGCAGGGUGAGCGGGAGCGCCGGCGGGAGGGGGAGGGCGACUCGCUGGGCAGCAGCCUGUCGCUGGCCGCGCCCCCGGGCCCCCUCAGCUUCGAGGCUCUGCUCGCCCAGGUGGGGGCCCUGGGUGGCGGCCAACAGCUGCAGCUCGGCCUGUGCUGCCUGCCCGUGCUCUUCGUGGCGCUGGGCAUGGCCUCAGACCCCAUCUUCACGCUGGCGCCCCCGCUGCACUGCCACUACGGCGCCUUGCCCCCCAACGCUUCGGGCUGGGAGCAGCCCCCCAACUCCAGCGGCGUCAGCAUCGCCGGCGCGGCCCUAGCAGCCAGCGCCGCUAGCGGAGUCGUCACCAGUACGGACCCCUCGUGCAGUGGCUUCGCCCCACCAGACUUCAACCACUGCCUGAAGGACUGGGACUAUAAUGGACUGCCGGUGCUCACCACCAAUGCCAUCGGCCAGUGGGAUCUGGUGUGUGACCUGGGCUGGCAGGUGAUCCUGGAGCAGAUCCUCUUCAUCUUGGGCUUUGCCUCCGGCUACCUGUUCCUCGGUUACCCCGCGGACAGGUUUGGCCGUCGUGGGAUUGUGCUGCUGACCUUGGGGCUUGUGGGCCCCUGUGGAGUGGGAGGAGCUGCUGCAGGCUCCUCUACGGGAAUUAUGGCUCUUCGAUUUCUCCUGGGCUUCCUGCUAGCUGGUGUUGACCUUGGUGUCUACCUGAUGCGCCUGGAGCUGUGCGACCCAACCCAGAGGCUUCGGGUGGCCCUGGCAGGGGAGUUGGUAGGGGUGGGAGGGCACUUCCUGUUCCUGGGCCUGGCCCUUGUCUCUAAGGACUGGCGAUUUCUGCAGCGAAUGAUCACGGCUCCCUGCAUCCUCUUCCUGUUUUAUGGCUGGCCUGGUCUGUUUCUGGAGUCUGCACGGUGGCUGAUAGUGAAGCGGCAGAUUGAGGAAGCUCAGUCUGUGCUGAGGAUUCUGGCUGAGAGAAACCGACCCCAUGGGCAGAUGCUGGGAGAAGAGGCCCAGGAAGCCUUGCAGGAACUGGAGAACACCUGCCCUCUCCCUGCAACGUCCACCUUUUCCUUUGCGUCCCUUCUCAACUACCGCAACAUCUGGAAAAAUCUGCUUAUCCUGGGCUUCACCAACUUUAUCGCCCAUGCCAUUCGCCAUUGCUACCAGCCUAUGGGAGGAGGAGGCAGCCCAUCAGACUUCUACUUGUGCUCUCUGCUGGCCAGUGGCACAGCCGCCCUGGCCUGUGUCUUCCUGGGGGUGACUGUGGACCGUUUUGGCCGUCGGGGCAUCCUGCUUCUCUCAAUGACUCUCACGGGGAUUGCAUCCCUGGUCCUGCUGGGCCUGUGGGAUUAUCUGAACGAUGCUGCGAUCACAACCUUCUCUGUCCUGGGACUCUUCUCCUCCCAAGCUUCUGCCAUCCUCAGUACCCUCCUUGCUUCUGAAGUCAUCCCCACCACGGUCCGGGGUCGUGGCCUGGGCCUUAUCUUGGCCCUUGGGGCGCUCGGUGGGCUGAGUUGUCCAGCUCAGCGCCUCCACAUGGGCCAUGGAGCCUUCCUGCAGCAUGUGGUACUGGCUGCCUGUGCCCUCCUCUGUAUCCUCAGCAUCAUGCUGCUGCCAGAGACCAAGCGCAAGCUUCUGCCAGAGGUACUCCGGGAUGGGGAACUGUGCCGUCGGCCUUCCCUGCUGAGGCAGCCACCUCCUAACCGCUGUGACCAUGUCCCGCUGCUAGCCACUCCUAACCCUGCCCUCUAAGCAGUCUCUGAGCCUGGUGGGAGGCUGGCCGAACAGAAAGGUGACAGAGGGCUAGCAAGAUAGACAGGAAGGCAAGGCCACCCCGAACAAAAGGCUCAAAGGCGCCUCACACCAGCUAUCUAGGAGAGCUCAGAGGGCUAUUCCCAACCCCAUCUCCUCCCCGCUGCUUUCUGUUCACUUCGCCAGCAAGAGUCAGGCCAGGGGAGAACAUCACGCUAUAACCAUUAGGUCUGGGCUCCAUCCCAUGCCCAAAGGCAUUUCCCAGACCUCGCUCUUUCUCUUUCAUUCUGUUUCAAUAAAAGACAUUUUGAAUAAAUGAGCAUAUCGUAGCCCGGA